AUGGGGUAUAUGUACAACUUUCAUGUCUCUAGGGUUUUUAUAGUUUGUUUAGGUUUUUUAUAUAAAAAAAUCUUUUUUUUGUUCGGUUUUGGCAUUGGUUUGUUUAAGUUUUAUAGGGGUUUCUCUUUAAAUGUUUCGCUUUGUUGCUUUUUCUUUGAUGUUUUUCUUGAGUUAUUUACUGAUGUCUUGUUGAUUUUUUAUUACGGCACAGAUCUAAAUUUUGAGGUGCAUUCUUCAAAGGUUUUUUGUGAUAAGUUAUCGUUUAGUCUUUUAUAGUU
Molecule: messenger RNA, 278 nt
Organism: Enterobius vermicularis (human pinworm)
Lineage: Eukaryota; Metazoa; Nematoda; Chromadorea; Rhabditida; Oxyuridae
Source: the annotation of a GenBank genome assembly